Bathycoccus prasinos is the source of this 2367-nucleotide messenger RNA. Its product is annotated as beta-amylase. The transcript has a single exon. Gene Ontology annotation, molecular function: beta-amylase activity. Bases 1 to 2367 code for a protein of 788 amino acids. Lineage: Eukaryota; Viridiplantae; Chlorophyta; Mamiellophyceae; Mamiellales; Bathycoccaceae. Gene Ontology annotation, biological process: polysaccharide catabolic process. The record is from RefSeq and is a predicted model, not a curated record.
AUGGAGCGGUUUUCGUGGUCUCGUUCCUUCCCAUCGUCGUCAUCUUCGACUCCUCCUCCUUCUCUCUCUCGAAAGAGUGGCGAUAAAGAGCGUCGGAGGAGGAGUCGCUUUUUUUGUUCUCCCUCUGGUUCUUCUUCUUUGUGUUCUUCUUCUUUUCAUCCAGAGAAGAAUAGGAAGAAGAUUGAUGAUGAUGAUGAUGACGAUGAUCAUCAAAGCGCUUUACUAAAGGCUUCGGAUGUUUUUGGAACAUCGACGACUUUGCAACGAAGAAGAGGCGCGAGAGCAAAAGUCCGAGCAAUAACGAAGGAAGAGGAUUCGGAAAAAAACGACGACGACGCGUUGUCGGACGAUCAGCCGAGAUGGUCGGGAGAACCGUCGAGGGCGGAUGCGAACGCGACGGAAAUAGAAACGACUGCGACGCCGGCGAUACAACCCCCUGCGACGACUUCUGGGUACACUCGUAAAUGGAAGAAACGAGAUUUAUCGUGGGCUCGAGACGCGAUUCCUUUUUACGUGAUGCUCCCUUUGGACGUCGUCUCGAGAGACGGCGUUCUGGAGAACAAGGAAGUUUUAGAAGUCGCGUUGGACGCGUUGGCGAGAGUAGGCGUAGAUGGCGUCAUGGUGGACGUUUGGUGGGGCAUAGUCGAAAGGAAACGCCCGAGGAAUUACGAUUGGACCCCGUACUACGAACUGUUCCAAAUAUGCGAAAAGUUAGGUUUGAAAGUCCAAGCGGUGAUGAGUUUCCACGCGUGCGGCGCAAACGUCGGCGACGUGUACGAGAUCAAGUUACCGGAUUGGGUCUUAGAGUCUGGGAUUCAAGAUCCAGAUUUGUUCUUCACGGACCAGUACGGGUACAGAAAUCCCGAGUGUAUUUCGUUGUGGGCGGACGAUGCGAGAACAGUCGCAGGAAGGACGCCGAGAGAGUGUUAUCGAGAUUUCAUGGUGUCGUUUAGAGAUACGUUUGAAAAUUUAUUGCAAUCGACCAUCUCGGAGAUUGCGGUUGGAUGUGGACCGUGUGGAGAGUUGCGAUACCCGUCGUAUCCAGAAAAUAAACGUUCACCGAACAGUUCCCAGUGGCGUUUCCCGGGGAUUGGCGAAUUUCAGUGUUACGAUCAACGAGCGUUGGGCGCGUUGGCGAGGCACGCCGCCGAGGUUGGACGCAUCGAAUGGGGCGGAUCUGGUCCGCACGAUUGCGGCGGAUACAACAACUUACCGCAAGAAACUGGUUUCUUUCGGGCCGAUCGAGGGAGUUGGGACAGCGAAUACGGUCAAUUCUUUCUCGAUUGGUACGCGAAAGAGCUCGUUAAACACGGCGACAAGACGCUACAAACUACGCGAGAAGUGUUCGAUUACGAGAAAACUGGCGUUGACGUAGCCAUCAAAUGCGCUGGCGUGCAUUGGUGGUACAACUCCCGUUCGCACGCGGCUGAGUUAACUGCCGGGUAUUUCAACACUCGAUCGGGCGAUUUUGUCCCCGAACGCGACGGGUACGAACCGAUCGUAAAGAUUUGCGCCAAAUACAACGCGCGUUUGAAUUUUACGUGCGUAGAGAUGGUGGACGGCGAUCACCCGUGGUUUUCAAGGUGCGGGCCGGAAGGUUUACUCAGGCAAAUUCGAACCGCAGCGGCAAAGUAUAACGUGCGAGUGGCGGGCGAGAACGCCUUGUGUCGUUUCGAUCGGUCCGCGUACGAACGCGUUAUUAAAAAUGCGCGAGGGGAAGGCGACGACGUGGAGUUAUGGAAGACGGGCGAAAAGUUACCACCGAUGGCGUGUUUUACGUUUCUUCGAAUGUCCAGAGAAUUGUUCGAGCUGUAUAACUUUAACAGCUUUAAGGAGUUUGUGAAGCGCAUGAAAGCGGCGACGGUGAGAGACAAUCUGAGAUUGUCGAGAUCAUCCUCGUCCUCUUCUUCUUCUUCUUCUUUGAAUUCUUCUUCUUCUUCCUCGUCUGCGGGGACCAUCGGACGACCUGGCGGUGCCGCCGGUGGCGAACGAGACAGUUCAAGUUUCUUCACGACGAACUCGACCAACGAUAACGGAUCGCUAUCCUCCUCCCCACCGAUGUAUAACCCCAACGAGAACUUCUCAACCAACAAUACCGCUUUCUCUGGAGGAACGGUUGUAUCAACAACAAAUAGCAGCAGCAACGGCGCGGCGACCGGCGGCACACCCGUUGCCGCCACUGGCAACGCGUACAUAGAUAAUUAUAACAACAUUAGUCAAGACAAUAGCAGUAAUAAAAGCUCCGAUAGCAUGGACAGCAUUGACGAGGACGAUUACGAAUUAGAAGAUGGAUUUGCGGAUCGCGGCGAGGCGCCUCCUCUGCAAGAGCAAGUGCAAAGUAUCGUUCAGCUAAUGAACGAGUUGUGA